AUGGACAUUUCUGAAUCUCAGUCAGUUACUUUAGAUAUUGAACUAGAUAGUGGCCGCUAUUCAACUGCAGGGAUAUCGGGUCAGGGUAGUAAGAAGUCUUCACUGUUCUCUUUCAAUAAUCCACCACCACAUGCAUGGGAUUUGGUUCCGCAAAUACCUAGAAGCAUCACUAUUACUGCACUACCAAAGCGUGGGUUGCAAGAAAUGGAACUUUGUUUGAAUCUUCGUUCACGUGGCUCAAUGCUUAAUUGGGAGUAUGUUGCCGCAGCAUUCGGUUUUUCUAAUAACAAAAUCAUGCAUUUACGAACAUCUUCAAAUCCAACUGCAGAUGUGUUGCGAGAAAUAGCAGGUCAUCCAUUGAAAAGCUUACUUGAUGCACUGGCAAAAAUCAAUCGGGUCGACGCAUUGUUAUCACUUCAGCCAUAUAUUGAGAGCGCUGUCAGUUCUGGGGGAAAAUCAGAAACACCAAGUACUGAUUCAGUUAUUUUGGUGACGCAUCAUGAGCUCGAUACACAUAUUGCUGUGCGAAAUAAUUUUCGAUGGUUUUUUAAAAAUUUAAGAAAGCGAGCUAAACAAUCUGGUUUUUUGGCAGUUAACAUUGAUGAUUGUAUGGAAACUAGUUGUGAAUUUGAGGGCUUACAUGCAUUAUUUGCUAAUGCAUCCAGCAUUGUUUGUGUGUUCACGGAUGACUAUGUGGAAUUACUGAAAUCAAAGAGAAAUGAACAGACAGUAAUGGUGAAGCAAUAUUUGCACAAACUAAUGAAUUCUGAAUUUCUAGAACGAGGAGAAAAUAAGCGAUUCCGUGCUGUCAUUUUUCAGGGAACAGGACGUGACUUACUUCCUCUUGGUUGGGCGAAAAGUACAUUGGUGUAUGAAUUCCCUGCAAAUCAUUUGCAACUCUUUCAAAGGCUGUUUGCUUGA
Thelazia callipaeda (thelaziosis nematode) is the source of this 921-nucleotide messenger RNA. The record is from the annotation of a GenBank genome assembly. NCBI's taxonomy places the organism in Eukaryota, Metazoa, Nematoda, Chromadorea, Rhabditida, Thelaziidae.